GCUGAUCCCGCUGUUGUUCCCAGUUGCUUCCACUUUGUUAUAAUACCACUAACAGUUGACCAUGGAAUAUUUAGUAGCAAGGAGAUUUCACGCAUGGACUUUUUGCACAGGUGGCAACCUAUCAUGGUACCAUGCUUGAAUUCACGAGCUCCUGAGAGCAACCUAUUCUUUCACAAAUGUUUUUAGAAGCAGUCUGCAUGCCUAGCUGUUUGAUUUAAUACACCUGUGGCCAUGGAGGUGAUUGGAACACCUGAAUCCAAUGAUUUGGAGGGUGAUUGGAACACCUGAAUCCAAUGAUUUGGAGGGG
Messenger RNA from Staurois parvus, 307 nucleotides. Lineage: Eukaryota; Metazoa; Chordata; Amphibia; Anura; Ranidae. The record is from the annotation of a GenBank genome assembly.